UCUAGUUGUGGCUGGGAGAAGUCUGUUUAGCAGUACAGCAGGAUGUGUGCAUGGUGGUGAUCAGGGCACUGGUAUAAGGUAUGGCAGUGAUUAGGAUGCUGGUAUGGGAUAUGGCGGUGAUCAGGACGCUGAUAUGGGGUAUGGCGGUGAUCAGGAUGCUGGUAUGGUGCAUGGUGAUGAUCAAAAUGCUGGUAUGGUAUGUGGUGGUGAUCAGGGCGCUGUUAUGAUAUAUGGCGGUGAUCAGGGCGCUGGUAAGGCAUAUGGCGGUGAUCAGGGAACUGGUAUGGCAUAUGUGGUUAUCAGGGCACUGGUAUGG
Staurois parvus is the source of this 316-nucleotide messenger RNA. The record is from the annotation of a GenBank genome assembly. NCBI's taxonomy places the organism in Eukaryota, Metazoa, Chordata, Amphibia, Anura, Ranidae.